Messenger RNA from Acomys russatus (golden spiny mouse), 996 nucleotides. Its product is annotated as class I histocompatibility antigen, Gogo-A*0501 alpha chain-like. The record is from RefSeq and is a predicted model, not a curated record. Lineage: Eukaryota; Metazoa; Chordata; Mammalia; Rodentia; Muridae. Gene Ontology annotation, biological process: positive regulation of T cell mediated cytotoxicity; antigen processing and presentation of endogenous peptide antigen via MHC class Ib; immune response. Gene Ontology annotation, molecular function: peptide antigen binding; signaling receptor binding. Gene Ontology annotation, cellular component: external side of plasma membrane. The transcript has 5 exons.
AUGACGACCCCUGCAGCCUGCACCCUCCUCCUCCACCUUCUGGUGGUCUUGGCCCUGAAACAGAAUUGUGCAGGCUCACACUGGAUGCAGAUUUUUGACACUUUGGUUCAUGGACCGGACAUCUGGGAGCCUCGAUUCAUCCGGGUAGGCUAUGUGGACACCACACCAUUCAAGGCAUUUGACAGCCAAGGAGCCACUGUAGGCAUGUGACCUCGGGCUCCUUGGAUGGAGCAGGAGACACCUGAGUAUUGGGAGAAGGAGACAGAGGAUGCCCUGCACUCCUCACAGGAUGAAAGACGGUCUCUUCAAAUGCUGAUGAAGUUCUACAACCACAGCAAGGAAGAGUAUCUCACGCUACAGAGAGUGAUUGGCUGCAAUGUGGAAAAUGGUGGGUGCUUCCUCUGCGGUCACUAUCGGGUCGCUUACUACGGCUACGACUACAUCUCUCUGAACGAGGACCUGAGCUCUUGGACCGCAGAGGGCAGGGCAGCUCAAAUCAUAAGGAACAAAUGGAAGGAGAACAUUUUGGCAAAGUACAGGACUUACCUGCAGGGGACAUGCAUGGAAAUGCUUCACAGAUUCCUGGACCUUGGGAAGGAGACCUUGCUGCGCUCUGAUCCCCCCCAAACACAGGUGACCCAUCAAGUAAGGCCUGAAGGGAAUGUCACCCUCAAGUGCUGGGCCCUGGGCUUCUACCCUGCUGAGAUCUCCCUGACCUGGCAGAGGGAUGGGAACAACCACACUCAGGACACUGAGGUGCUGGACAGCAGACCUGGAGGGGACGGAACCUUCCAGAAGUUGGCAGCUGUGGUGGUGCCUUCUGGAGAGGAGCUGAGAUACACGUGUCAUGUGAACCAUGAGGCAUUAACUGAGCCUCUCACUCUGAGAUGGGAGCCUCCUCAGCCAACCAUUGUCCUCAUGGCAACUCUUAUCGGCCUGGUUCUUGGAGCUUUGGUGAUGAGAACUGUCAUUAUUUUUCUGAUAUCGAAGAAAUAA